Soboliphyme baturini is the source of this 495-nucleotide messenger RNA. The record is from the annotation of a GenBank genome assembly. NCBI's taxonomy places the organism in Eukaryota, Metazoa, Nematoda, Enoplea, Dioctophymatida, Soboliphymatidae.
AUGGCGGUCGUGCAGUUCAAGAAUGAAGGAUAUCUGAAGGAACUCAUCCAGGAUGGCGUAGACGUUCAAGGAGUCUUAAUCCCUGAUGGCCUACAGCAGUUGCAGCCGGCAUUCCAGUUUAAGAUGCUUGCAGUAGAUAGAAAGUGCAUGAAAGUAAUGAAAUGCCUGAAUCUCGAAAUUGUUCGCAGAUCAGACUGUCUGGAAAGAUAUCCGAGUUUCAACGAAGGAUUCCAAAUUUGCGCUAAGCUCAAUUCCCGGAAUGCCUGUAACAUAGAGUUCUACCGUGGAAUGCCUGUCGUGCUUGGUGAUGGCAGGGUGGUGUUUCUAUACGGAGUGAUUGUCGUGUCCCGUCCACCGUUCUUCGUGAUCAAUGACCUCACUGAAAGCAGGAGAUGGAUUACCGCCGUUCUUUCUCUGUUGGGCAGUGUUCCAGCCGGUAAAGUGAGAAGACUGCUGAACGAUGGAGGUGAACAGUACCAAUUGGCGAAUUUGUGA